CCCCACACACGAGCGCCCUUUGUACACGUCACUGCCAUAUCAGAGCACAACGGAAAUUGCAUGUCCCUCUUGGCCAGCAAGGCCUGAAACUGAUUUUUCGUGUCGAUCCGCAAAAAUCCCAGGUGGACGCGAGAGAGCUGCGACCAACCGCUUCAACUUCCCCGGACCCUCUAAACUGAAUUCAUAUCAAAUCUCAGAGCCCUGACCACCGAAUUGAAUUUAAACUUGGCAAUCGAAUUCAUAUUGAAAUUCGAUGAAUCAGACGCCGAUUUCUGUCGAUUUGCAGAUUGAUUCUGUGGCGGAGUUCCUCUGUGUUACCCCCUAUGGGUGCUCCUAAGCAGAAAUGGACGGCGGAAGAAGAAUUAGCCCUUAAAGCUGGAGUUAUUAAACAUGGCGCAGGAAAAUGGCGGACCAUACUUAAAGAUCCAGAAUUUAGUGGCGUUCUGUAUACUCGCUCAAAUGUAGAUCUUAAGGAUAAGUGGAGAAAUAUGAGUGUCAUGGCAAAUGGAUGGGGCUCUCGAGAGAAAGCGAAGACAGCACUUAGAAGAAUGCACCAGAUUUCUAAACAGGAUGAAAGCUCUAUUCCUCUCAGUACUACUGUUCAAAGCGAUGAUGAAAUGAUGGAUGCUAAGCCUAUUUCAGUUUCCAGUGAGACCCAGCAUAUUUCUGGUCCCAGAAAAUCUAUUGUGAGGCUGGACAAUCUUAUCAUGGAAGCUAUAACUAGGUUGAAGGAGCCUGGUGGAUCUAAUAAAACGACUAUUGCUGGAUAUAUAGAGGACGAAUAUUUCGCUCCUCAAGAUUUCAAGAGGCUAUUAUCUGAAAAAUUAAAAUACUUGACAGCAAGCCGUAAAUUGAUUAAGGUAAAACGCAGAUACAGGAUUGCACCUACUCCAGCGUUAUCCGAAAAAAGAAGAAAUACCUCAAUGUAUCCUUUUGAGGGAAGACAGAUGGCGUCUGCUUUUGAGGGAAGACGUAUGGCAUCUCCUUUUGAGGGAAGACCAAUGCUGUCUCCUUUUGAGGGAAGGUAUAUGGCGUCUCCAAAAUUUGAAAAUGAUGAGGGUACCAUCCUGAUGAAAGCCCAAAUUGAUUUGGAGCUUGCGAAGAUGAGGACUAUGACCCCCAGGGAAGCUACUUUAGCUGCUGCUCAAGCAGUGAAAGAGGCAGAAGCUGCCAUUGCUGAAGCUGAAGAGGCAGCCAGGGAAGCUGAGGCUGCUGAAGCUGAUGCAGAAGCAGCACAAGCUUUUGCAGAAGCAGCAAUGAAGACACUAAAAGGAAGCAAUGCUACAAAGACGAUGAAUCGUCCCUGAAUGAAGUUCGAAACAUGCAAGGGCAACGAAAGAGAAGUUUCUUGAGACCGGACACAUGUUGUUUUAUUGUAAUUAAACUAUGUUACCAAAUUCACCUACACAGAGACGGGUGAUUUGUAUUAUGAUUAGUUUCAAUGUAGGAAAGUCUGGUUCAUGGCGGUUUUCAUUUCCUUUUGCAAACUAUGAAGCUGCGUCGAAAUGCAGAAAAUUAGGACUCACAGUGGGAUAGAAAAGUUAAUUUAACAGCAUCUCUUUUGUUGUUGUAAUUGUCUUGUUAUUUUUUCUUUUCCUUGUUUUUCUUGGUCUUCAAGAUAGAAGCGGAGGCGGCUGUCAUCUUCGUCUUUGAAGGUGAUUUUUGCUACCCGUCACGCUCCGCCCUGCCCUGCGCGUUUAGAGUGGGGUCUUGCCUACUAACCAGAGAGGGCUGAGGGCAUAUGCUGUCAUAGGUUGAGUUAGUUCAUUCAUACAGCAACAAUAUGUAUAUGCUUUGGAUCCUACUGCUUAGUCUGAUUCAAUGAUAUAGUUUUGUCCUCUU
Messenger RNA from Pyrus x bretschneideri (Chinese white pear), 1842 nucleotides. Its product is annotated as telomere repeat-binding factor 1. Gene Ontology annotation, biological process: nucleosome assembly. Gene Ontology annotation, cellular component: nucleosome. The coding region runs from base 324 to 1307 and encodes 327 amino acids. Gene Ontology annotation, molecular function: double-stranded telomeric DNA binding. The record is from RefSeq and is a predicted model, not a curated record. NCBI's taxonomy places the organism in Eukaryota, Viridiplantae, Streptophyta, Magnoliopsida, Rosales, Rosaceae. The transcript is spliced from 7 exons.